Molecule: messenger RNA, 3192 nt
Organism: Closterium sp. NIES-65
Lineage: Eukaryota; Viridiplantae; Streptophyta; Zygnematophyceae; Desmidiales; Closteriaceae
Source: the annotation of a GenBank genome assembly
AUGCACGCAUCAUUCUGCAAACUUGCUGCACUCUUCGCGCUCACUUCACUCUUUGCUACUUUCCUCACUGCUCUCUCCACUCUUCUGGCCCCCUCUUCACUCCCCCGUUUUCCACCCCCCCUCCUCCCUUCCUCUCUGUCCCGAUAUGCCCGCGUCUGGUCCCAGCAGGUCGCUCAUACGGGAUGGCUCCCUUCUCAGCUCUCACUUGCCUUCCCACCCCACCCCACCCAUGCACUCCUCUCACAUUUCUACCCCUGGCCGCAUACUCACUUCUCUUCAGUUCUUCUCCUUUCCGUUGAGGGGAGGGGCGUGGGGGUGAACACCGCCGCUCCCUCACGUCCCUCCUCUGUGGCUGUGCAGGUGGCAGUGGUGGGAGGGGAGGGGGGCAGAACUUCACUCGGCUGGGAUGGGAAGGGAGAGAAUCGGGCUGGGUUGUCUGAAACAAGCAGCCCCUCUGGUGACGAGUUCCCAGCACUCCCAGCAGCGCCUUUGGUUGUUUCCUCCUUGCAGGUGGAGGGGAGGGGCGUGGGGGUCAACACCGCCACUUCCUCACGCCCCUCCCCUUGUGGCCGCGCAGAUGGCAGUGGUGCGAGGGGAGGGGACAGCACUCCACCUGGCUGGGAUGGGCAGGGAGAGUAUUGGGAUGGGUUUUCUGAAACAAGGUGGAGGGAAGGGGCGUGGGGAUCAACACCGCCACUCCCUCACGCCCCUCCCCUUGUGGCCGUGCAGGGUCGUCUCGGCAAUCCCAAGGCUAGCACCGAGGCCAGUCUCCUCAAUUCCGAUGUUGAUCCACGUUCUACGUCACCCCCAGUGGAGACAAAAUCGCUGGGCGGCGGAUCAGAUCUCCGCGCCUCCUCGUCGCGUCAAAUCGAAUCUCUCGCGACUGUUGGACUCGAGCUGGAGCUGAGUCAGCACCGACCAAUCAGAUCUCUCGCGCGGAGCCCCGUGGACGCGGAAGAGGCGGAAGAUGACGCGGAGAUCCCCGCGGAGAUUCCCCCCGGUAGGGUCGGGAAAGGCCCAGCCGACGCGGGGUUGGCGGAAGAAGCAGAGGGCGCGGCGGAAGCGGCGGAGAUUGCGGAAGAGGAGAUUGAUCCGCCCAGGAAAACGGUAAAUAAGAAGAAAAGCGGUGUGGGUGGUCCGGGCAGGGGGGGAGAAGACGAAUUGGGGGAGGAAGCGGAGGAGGAAGCUGGGGCGGAAGCGGAGGUUGGGGAGAAGAAGCGGAAGGGGGAUGUGACUGGGGAAGGGUCGACGAAAGGCGGGGUUACUGGGAAAGGGGCGGGAGUGGUGGGGGAAGAGGCGGAGGAGGGGGAGGAAGAAGCGGAAGCCGAGGGAGCGGCAGCAGGAAAAAAGACUACUCCGGGGAAAGCAGCAGCAGCAGCAGCAGCAGCAGCAGCAGCAGGGGAAGUUGGUGUAGGGAAAACAGGGGCAGGGGGGGAAGGGGGAGCAGGAGGCGGGUUGAUAGGCAGUGGGGGGGAAAGCACGCGCAAGACAGCAGCAGAGCGAGACGCGGAGGUGAGGGCGGAGGCGGAAGGGGAGGGGGAAGGGGAGGGGCUGGCGCAGGGGCUGGGGAAGGGGAAGGGCAAAGGGGGAGGGGGUUUAGAGGCGGAAGGGGAAAAGAGGGCUGUAGGGGAGCCUAUAGAGCAAGCAGCAUCGGGGGAUGAAGGGGAUAAGUUUGAGGAGGGGGCAGGGGGGAUGACAGGAAAAGGUGCUGGGGCGAGAGGUGGGGGAAUCGCGGGGGAGAGAGGUGGGGAGGGUGCUGGGGGGUUGGGCGUGGAAGGGGGUGAGGAGGGAGGUGGGGAAGGGGGCGCGGAAGGGGGUGCGGAAGAGGAGGAGGGAGCAGCAACGGUGGAUGAGCAACCAUGGGCGGAGGGGCAGCCAAAGGGAAGGGCGGGCGAGGGGGAGGCGGAGGGGGCGGGGGGAGAGGUGGGGGGAGAGGGCGUGUUUGGUGGGGAAAAGGGUGGUGCCGGUGGUGCUGGUGCUGGCGCUGGUGCUGGUGGUGCUGGUGGUGCUGGUGGUGGUGGUGCGGGUGAUACUGGCAGUGGGAAGAGUGAUAGCAGCAGAAAGGGCGAUUUCUCUGGGGAAACCGACCAAGCCCCCUCGUCUGGUAACCCGGUUACCACACCCGAAACCACCACUCCCCCUAGCAGCAGUAGCAGCAGCACGAGUGCCACUAUCCUUCUGUCCAUCAAACGAGCCCUGAUCCAGCUCUUAAAGCCCUUGAUUAUCUCCACUAUGGCAACCAUCUACCCCUUUGUUGGUGUGGCAAACGCGGAAACUUUCGCGGUGUACCUCGUGCUAGGGGCAUUUACCCUGGCAAUCAUAGGUUCCCUGGUGGUAAUCAUCGCGUGCUACUGUUGCUGCAGGACCAGGCAUGGGGAAGGGCCGUUGUAUCAGAGCGUUGCUGGGGCGGAGGGGGAUACAGGGAGUGGGUUUGGAAGCAAGGUGGGGGGUGUGGGUGGGAGCAGGGGCUCGGAAGAACAGUGGGAUUGGGACGAGGAGGACGUGGAUGGGGAUGAUUGGGAGAGAGUGGGGAGGGAGAAGGGAGGAGGAGGAGGGGGGGGAGUAGGGAGGGGUGCUAUGGAGGUAGAGGUUCGGUCACCUACUAGCAGUUCGUUAAAGCUGGGAGGAGGGUCUAAGUCGCCUUUUGGUGCUGCGGGUGGUGGCGGCGGCAGCAGUAGCAGCAGUGGCAAGCCGUUGUUUCUCAAACCGGCUGUCACCUCUGUUUCUCCUACUGCUGCUGUUCUUGCCUCCGCUCCUGUCGUUGCUCCUCUCGCUGCCGCUGCUCUUCCUGCUGCUGCUGCCUCUGUAAUUGGCGCUGGCAACGGUGUUACCAGCACGGUUACCAGCAUCAGCAGCACUGGUGUAACCAGCGCUGCCAGUGGCAGUGCCAUGAGCAAGAAACCGGUGCGGACAGGAUGGGUGGAUGAAGAGGAGGAGAAGGAGGAGGAGGAUAUUGGAUGGGGAGAGCUUGGGUCUUCUCUUGGGUUCGGGGGAAGCAGCACGGCUGGGAGCAAAAAAGGAGCAGCAGGAGCGAGAGGAGGAGGGAAGGCAGGUGGUGGGGGUGCUGGUAAGACAGCAGCAGCAGCAGCUAAGAAGAAGCAGACUACGAGUAAGCUAGUGGUUGCCAAGGGGAAGAGUGGCGGUGGGGAGGAUGAUGGUGAUGAUGAUGGUUGGAAUUUUGAUGAGAUGUAA